CAAAUCGCGCGCUGACAACCCAGCUGUCAAGCCCCCGCAGGUUAUUAUUUUUUCUUAUCGCUGUCGUGAGUGGGGAUAAUUGCAAAAAAAAAAAAGGUGCAAAUAAUCAUAUGUUGGAAGAUUAUGAUAUCGCUUUGGUCAUGGUGACGAUGAAGAUUGAAGAAAUUGCCGAGUGAUACAAAGAAGUUUCAUUUCAUUCAUUCAUUCGAGUGCGUAGAAAAAGGAAGUUUUACUUUAGCUCUGUAAUAGAAAACCUUGACAUUCUCUCUGCCACACAGAAGUGGAUAGUUUGUAAACAGUUUGCAUUAUUUCUUGCAUAAGUGCGUGAUUUAUUUGAGUUUUUUGAAUAAGAAAAGCCCUAAAACGACGGAAAAUUCAUCCUCAAAUGGCAUCUGAGUGUGAUGUUGUAGCCCCAAAAUCUAACAAUAGUUGGGUUUGGGGUAUUUUCAAUUGGACCACCAAAUCCCCAAUAAUGCUGCGGAAUGCAGAGAAACGAAUAUUUUCAUAUCUCAAAAAUGCCUACCGCGGAUGGUUUGUCGACAUUGGACCAGUUGUGGGGGAAGCUGACAAAAUCUGGACAAUUUCCCUUAAUUCCGACUCACCGAAAACUCCCCUCGUGCUCCUCCAUGGAUUUGGCGCUGGCGUGGGUUUGUGGAUUUUAAAUUUGGACUCCUUCGCCGAGAAUCGUCCAGUCUAUGCCAUUGAUAUUCUCGGUUUUGGUCGAAGUUCACGUCCAAAGUUUGCCUGUGACGCCAUGAAGGCGGAAGGGCAGCUGGUGGCGUCGAUUGAGGAAUGGCGUCGGGAGAUGAAACUCAAUGAAAUGAUUCUGCUGGGACACUCAAUGGGGGGCUUCUUGGCCGCCAGCUAUGCCAUUAGUCAUCCCGAUCGGGUGAAACAUCUCAUUCUGGCCGACCCGUGGGGAUUUCCGGACAAACCAGCGGACUACGGGAGUAAAUACAACAUCCCGGUGUGGGUGCGUGUUCUUGCCUUUGCCAUGCAACCCCUCAAUCCACUGUGGGCUGUACGAGCUGCUGGGCCAUUUGGGCAGUGGGUUGUCUCCAAAGCACGUCCAGAUAUUAUCCGGAAGUACACAACAGUAGUCAAGGAAGAAGAACUCAUACCGCAGUACAUUCAUCAGUGCAAUGCUCAAACUCCUGCUGGGGAGAGCGCAUUCCAUUCAAUGAUGUCAGGCUUUGGAUGGGCGAAACAUCCAAUGAUUCACCGAAUGAAGGACCUCGAUAAGGACGUUCCCAUCACAAUGAUGUACGGAUCACGUUCCUGGGUUGAUAGGGCAUCCGGUGAUAGUAUAAAGCUCUCCCGCAUCCACAGCUACGUCAACAUUCAGGUUAUCAAUGGUGCGGGUCAUCACAUCUAUGCCGAUCGACCGGAGGUAUUUAAUCGAUACGUAAACGACGUCUGUGCCCUCAGCGACGGCCAGAAAGCGUCGGGGGAAUCAAUAGACAAUUCAACAUGCGAAGUCACCACAACAACCACGGAGGAGAUUGCAACAAUUGCAACAGAUGCUGCUGCAGAGAAAGAUGCUCCAGUGAUAGAAACAAAGUGAAAUAGCCUUAAUCAUCCAUCAGCCACCCUCAACUCCUGUGAAUUUAUAAAUCAGUGAAAAACUUGCAUAAUAUGCACAAAACGUAUUAUCUUAGAAUUCGUACAAAGUGAGAAUUAUUAUUAAUUUAUAUCAAAGAAUUUAAAUACAUGAGUUUGCAAAGAAA
This is a messenger RNA of Lutzomyia longipalpis, 1727 nucleotides long. It is a transcript of the gene puml, whose product is annotated as (Lyso)-N-acylphosphatidylethanolamine lipase. Gene Ontology annotation, cellular component: lipid droplet. NCBI's taxonomy places the organism in Eukaryota, Metazoa, Arthropoda, Insecta, Diptera, Psychodidae. The record is from RefSeq and is a predicted model, not a curated record. The transcript is spliced from 5 exons. The coding region runs from base 386 to 1564 and encodes 392 amino acids.